CCCAAAAAAACAGUAGGUUGUGAACUUCAUGAGUCUGUGGUUGUACCCCCCACCUCCCACCCAUCCCUCCAACAGUCCCGGACUGUGGAGCCCCAUUGACAACACCAGCGGUCAAAACUACCAGUCGGCCAACUCCUUCUCAGCUUUUGGACCCAACAACUCCUUCAACUUGACAGGAGUUUUCACUGAGAUGAAUCUCCCCAAGUCGCCGGAGCCUCAGCAGAAGUGGUCCGAGUUCAGCCCCGUGUCCUCUUCAAUCUGGGACAUACAGAGCAGCGAGUCCCUGCACUCUUGGCCCAGCAGCUCCAGCUCGCCCACGGCCCCGACCGCAGUAAGAACACACACGUGUUUGUUAGUGUACCCCCGCUUUUACACAGAACCCCUGUGGCGGUUAGAACUUUGGUCCAACAAACAAGACAUUUAAAGUAAUGUAUCCUUC
Cynoglossus semilaevis (tongue sole) is the source of this 439-nucleotide messenger RNA. RefSeq names its product transmembrane protein 131-like. The transcript is spliced from 2 exons. NCBI's taxonomy places the organism in Eukaryota, Metazoa, Chordata, Actinopteri, Pleuronectiformes, Cynoglossidae. The record is from RefSeq and is a predicted model, not a curated record. Bases 29 to 424 code for a protein of 131 amino acids.